This is a messenger RNA of Physeter macrocephalus (sperm whale), 1020 nucleotides long. RefSeq names its product OTU deubiquitinase, ubiquitin aldehyde binding 1 (gene OTUB1). The coding region runs from base 43 to 858 and encodes 271 amino acids. The transcript is spliced from 7 exons. NCBI's taxonomy places the organism in Eukaryota, Metazoa, Chordata, Mammalia, Artiodactyla, Physeteridae. Gene Ontology annotation, molecular function: ubiquitin binding; cysteine-type deubiquitinase activity. Gene Ontology annotation, cellular component: nucleus. The record is from RefSeq and is a predicted model, not a curated record. Gene Ontology annotation, biological process: protein K48-linked deubiquitination; negative regulation of double-strand break repair.
CUGGUAACCCGGAAGCGGUCGGCAGUGCGGCGCUGUUUAAAGAUGGCGGCGGAGGAACCUCAGCAGCAGAAGCAGGAGCCGCUUGGCAGCGACUCCGAAGGUGUUAACUGUCUUGCCUACGAUGAAGCCAUCAUGGCUCAGCAGGACCGAAUUCAGCAAGAGAUUGCUGUGCAGAACCCUCUGGUCUCAGAGCGGCUGGAGCUCUCUGUCCUAUACAAAGAGUAUGCUGAGGAUGACAACAUCUAUCAACAGAAGAUCAAGGACCUCCACAAAAAGUACUCAUACAUCCGCAAGACCAGGCCUGAUGGAAAUUGCUUCUAUCGAGCUUUCGGAUUCUCCCACUUGGAGGCGUUGCUGGAUGACAGCAAGGAAUUGCAGCGGUUCAAGUCUGUGUCCGCCAAGAGCAAAGAGGACCUGGUGUCCCAGGGCUUCACUGAGUUCACAAUUGAGGAUUUCCAUAACACGUUCAUGGACCUGAUCGAGCAGGUGGAGAAGCAGACCUCAGUGGCCGACCUGCUGGCCUCCUUCAACGACCAGAGCACCUCGGACUACCUGGUGGUCUACCUGCGGCUGCUCACCUCGGGCUACCUGCAGCGCGAGAGCAAGUUCUUUGAGCACUUCAUCGAGGGGGGCCGGACCGUCAAGGAGUUCUGCCAGCAGGAGGUGGAGCCCAUGUGCAAGGAGAGCGACCACAUCCACAUCAUCGCGCUGGCCCAGGCGCUCAGCGUCUCCAUCCAGGUGGAGUACAUGGACCGCGGCGAGGGCGGCACCACCAACCCCCACAUCUUCCCCGAGGGCUCCGAGCCCAAGGUCUACCUUCUCUACCGGCCUGGACACUACGAUAUCCUCUACAAAUAGGGCCGGCCCCGGCCUGCCGCUGCCCUGCCUGCCCUCCCCUCUGCCAGGCGCUAGACAUGUACAGAGGUUUUUUUGUGGUUGUAAAUGGUCAUACUUCACUCCCGCAUCCCCUUCCCUGUCAUACGACCUUCCGUGUUUUAUUAAAGGGGACGCUGGUGGUGA